UCCGGAGGGAGCCCCCCUGCCCCGGGAGUGCUGCCAGAGGGACCCCCAACAGGUCCCUGUGCUUUGAGGACACCACCUCUGGGUUGGCUUGGGGGUGUCACCCCAGCUCUGGGGGCUCACCUGGAAUGGCUUGGGGUUCUCCCACCAGUGCCUGUGCUUUGGGGGCUCCCCCCAGGAUGGCUCUGGGGGUGUCCCCCUUGCUUUGGGGUCCCCCUUGCUUUGAGGGUUCCCCCCCAGGAUGGCUUUGGGUGGCUCCCUCAGGAGCUGUCAUAUCCCCCCUGAUCUGGGGACACCCUCUGGGAUGGCUCUGAGGUUCCCAACCUGUGCUGUGUGGUGCCCCCAGCAGCGCUUUAGGGUACCCCAAGCAGUGUUCCCGUGUUGGGGGGCUCCCCCUGUGCUGCCCCCACCAUGCACCGUGCCCCACCUGGAGCUGGGUCCUUUGCAGGCACCCCUGGACACGAAGCAGGACCCCCGGUACAGCCAUCCCGCAAAAGGAGCAGGGAUGAUCCCUGGGCUCUGACCCCUGGCCACCACUCUGUUCCCAGCACCUCCCUCAAGCCCACCCUGCUGUGGUCCGGGGGGCUCUGCUGGCAGCCCCCUGGGUUGGGCUCUCCCUCCUUGGCAGCUCCCUAAGGGCUGCCUGUGUGUCCCAGUGUUAUCCCGGUCGCUCUGAUCCUGGGGGGUGGGAUGUGGGACAGUGUCGGGGUGGGACAGGAGGGCAGCAUCGGGGUGGUCCCCAGCUGCUAGGGCACUGGGAGGCUGUUGAGAAGCACUCGGCAGCCAGGCAGGGUCAGGGCUGCCGGAAAACCAGCAAAACUCCCUGCAGCCAUCAUGGAAAAAGAGGAUAAACAAGGAAAGAAACAUGACUUUUUUUUUUUUUUUUUUUUUUCCCCUUCUUCUUCUUUUUUUUAAAUCCCAUGUGUCAGGGCCUGAUUUUUAAAUCCCUUGGCAUAACUCCAUGCUGGGAGCUUGACCCAGUGCAGGCAGGCUCUGGAUUUUCGGAAGCUCUGGUUUUCGGGCUCAGCCAUGCGGUAACACCUUGUGCGGAGUUUCCAGCCCGGUGGCUUUGGGACACGGUGGCUUUGGGACACCGUGGCUUUGGGCAGGGAGAGUGGCUGCCCCAGCAGGGAGGGAAACCCGAGCACUGGAUCCCGCUCUGCCGCCUGACCUUGGCCGUGGAUGGCCGCUGUCCCCCUCUCUGGGGACAGGGGCUGCUGAGAUCCCGUUCCCCUGUCUGCCCUGGCACAGCCUUUGGGAUUGCUGCUGGUUUCCCUAAGGGAAAUCCCUCUGUGGGGUGUCAGCGGUGGCCCCGGCUGUGUUUGUGGGUCAGAUCCUGCUUGCAGCACCCAUAGGCGAUGUGGCACACCCAAACCCCCGUGGGGUCCCCCAGCCCCUGCAGGAUUCAGCACAGGGGGUUGCAGGAGCAGGAUUUGGCCGAUGUCACUGUGGUUUGGGACCCCUGGUGCUGCUGCUGGGCCACCAGCAGCCCCUUCCUCUGCCCCGGCAGUAGCCCUGUGAUAUCGGUGGGGUUCAGGCUCGGUGCCAGGCUCCCGGCUCGCUGUGCCCACGGGAUUCCCACCUCCUCCCGCUGCCGAAGAGCGGCUCUUUGCUUUUCCUUCCAAGCCAGCGCCCGCCUAGCGCAGGGCUUGGCACAGUGCAGCCGUGCAAUGCCCAUAAAGAGGCAGGAAACCCGCCGCAGGUUUUCCCGGCCAGCGCGUCACUGCCCAGCUCCGGGGCCAAAACACUGGGACUGCGGCAGCCGCUCCAGCUCAGCCCUGGGUGGGCUUCUGUCCCCCAGCCCAGGACACAGUGGGAACACUAACACCUUCCUAGCUGAGCGCUGCAAAAUCCUCCCCUGCAGGAGGAUUUCGUUGCAGGAAAGCAAGGGAAAUUAUAUACUUUAUUUUAUUUUAUUGUUCCCACCCCCUGAGGGCUGGGCAAAGCAGUGCCGCUCUCUACACCAGUGAGUUUUUAAUUGCAAACUCCAUGCCUCAGCCCACCUGGAUGGGUGCCCGCAGCGAGUGCAUGUUUAUUCCCCGUCGUCCCCCACCCCCCCCACCUAGUUUAUACAACACUAUCAAUCUUUAAAGUUUCAGUCUUCAUUUCCUCUUUUUAAAGCCUGACCUUCCCCUUUCUUAGCUCCUUCCCCGUGCCAACCCCCCCGCCUUGCCUCCUGCAGUGGCCCGUGCCAGUGCGGGGGGGCCGGGGCAGGUGGCCAAAGCCAGCCGUGCUCUGCGGAGGUGUCAGCAGGAUGCCCAGUGCCUGCCAAGAGCCUGCAAACCUCAUCAGUCUCUUCCCCUGACAUCUCCUGGGCACUGGUGAGCCUGCAGGGAUGUCAACGCCAGGCAGACCGUGUCACCCAGUGCUGGGUUCCCUUUGGAGUGGGGGGUUCAUCCCAUGGGAUGCAGAUCGGAGGCUUCCUGCAGCCCGUGGACAGUUUUUGGCAGCCCUGCGCUUUAAUCCCUGUGAUACCCAGAUACUGCAGGGCAGCUUUGGGGUACCCUGUGCCCCAGGGGAUGUGAAGCAGCACGUGUGCUCAAAAUGGCCCCAUGUUGGGGACAAGGUUUUCCUGCUGGUGUGGAAGCAGCUCCCAUCUGACGCCUGCCCCACGUUGCUGGGCACGGCUCGGGCAGGCAGAUGUUCCCUUUCUGCCUGCCUGCUCCCUGCCCGCUUGAUGGUUUGCAUAAGGUAGGAAAUGUCAGCAGCAGGCUCGUUAAUGGUCCUUCAUCCACCGCUCUCGUAAAAACCUCUCCAGAGUGUGGCUGGAGACGGGAGCAGGCAGGUAGAGAGCUGCUCUUAGCAACCCUCCUGCUGCCAGCACCACCUGUGGCCCAGAAUGUGGCCCCCAUCCUGUGCCUGGGGAUGGGGAUGCUAGCGCAGUGCCCGGGAUGCACAGCCUGGAGAAACCCCCCACAGCCAUGCUUUCCAGGGCAGGGGGGCACCCUUUGAAUCCCCCCAGUGCCUGGCUCUCAGCCUCCCUGGUGUUGGGGUGGGGAAGUCACUCGGUGUUUGGGGUCCCCAGAUCCCCACCUGUGUGCUCCCCCCUGCUCCGGGAUGCUCGUGGCUGGCUGGGGGAUGAUGCCGGGGUGGUGUUGAUGAGUAACCGUGCUCAGCGUGGGCUGCCCAGUGCCGGUUGCCUGCGGGACGGGAGCCACAACCUUUCCACCCUCUUGGCCAGCACCCGGGUCCUGCUGGCUCCUCUGCCUCCGGCCGGAGCCCCCACCCACCCCUGCCUGCAGCCGAGUCACCUCGUUUCUGAUGAACUGGGGCAAUAAGCACGGGGAGCAGCGACCCGUACUGCAUCGUGAAGAUCGACAAUGAGGCCAUCAUCAGGUGAGUGGCUCCAUGUCCCUGGCUGGUCCCCAAACCUGCACACCUGGCUCCUGGCAGGUCCCUCCAUCUACCCUGCAGCAGGUACAAUAUUAUUUUUAUUAUUUAUUAUUAUUCCCUGCUUUGGGCUGAGCCACUCCUCCAGAUACAGGCUGUGAUGUCUAACAUCUUGUGGCCACCUCCAACAUCUUGCCAGCCCAGAGCUACAAGACAGGGACGGAGACCUAUUGCCUGCCCCAGCUGAUGGUUCAAAACUGUGGCUGCUGCUCCAGCUGUGUGUCACAAAAAGCUGGGAAGCUCACAGGGCUGGGGAGUGCCCCAUGUCCCCCAUCACCGGUGCUGUCUGCCCCACAGGACUGCCACGGUGUGGAAAACGCUGUCCCCGUUCUGGGGGGAGGAAUACGAGGUGCACCUCCAGCCCACCUUUCACAGCAUCUCCAUCUACGUCAUGGACGAGGAUGCGCUCAGCCGCGAUGAUGUUAUUGGGAAGGUCUGCAUCACCCGGGACAUGCUGGCGGAGCACCCCAAGGGCUACAGUGGCUGGGUGAGCCUCAGUGAGGUGGACCCUGACGAGGAGGUGCAGGGGGAGAUCCACCUGCGGGUGGAGGUCCUGGGGAGCCAGGGCAGCCGGCGGCUGCGCUGCACUGUGCUGGAGGCCAGGGAUUUGGCCAGGAAGGACCGGAACGGCGCCUCCGACCCCUUCGUCCGCCUGCGCUACAACGGGAAGGCGCAGGAGAGCACCGUGGUUAAGAAAUCCUGCUACCCCCGCUGGAACGAGACCUUCGAGUUCGAGCUGGCGGAGCCCGCCGGGGAGAAGCUGUGCGUGGAGGUGUGGGACUGGGACCUCGUCGGCAGGAAUGACUUCCUGGGCAAGGUGGUGUUCAGCAUCCAGGGGCUGGAGGCGGCCGGGCAGGAGGAGGGCUGGUUCCGACUGCGGCCGGACAAGUCCAAGCCGAGGGAGGACGAGGGCCGAGGCAGCCUGGGCUCGCUGCAGCUGCAGGUACGGCUGCGGGACGAGACGGUGCUGCCCUCCCACUGCUACCAGCCCCUGGUCCAGCUCCUGUGCCAGGAGGUGAAGUCGGGGCGCCAGGAUGGCCAAGUGCACCUGGUCACCCUCCUGGAUGAAACCACCACGGCCGAGUGCCGGCAGGAGGUCGCUGUCAACUUGGUCAAACUCUUCCUGGGCCAAGGGCUGGUCAAGGAGUUCCUGGACCUGCUCUUCGAGCUGGAGCUGGCCAAGCCCUGCGAGCCCAACACUUUGUUCCGGAGCAACUCACUGGCCUCAAAGUCAAUGGAGUCCUUCCUCAAGGUGACAGGGAUGCCGUACCUGCACGCUGUCCUGGGACCCACCAUCACCCGCGUGUUCGAGGAGAAGAAGCACGUGGAGCUCGACCCUGGCAAGGUGGAGAUCAAAGACACCGGGUGCUCAGGGCUGCACCGGGUGCAGACGGAGGGGGAGGUGAUCGAGCAGGGCCGCCAGCACCUCCAGUCCUACCUGGGUGAGCUGCUGGACGCCAUCGACAAGUCGGUGCCGGCGUGUCCCCCUGUCAUCCGUGCCGCUUUCCGGCAGCUCUUCCAGCGCGUCGAGGAGCGCUUCCCCCAGCACCAGCACAUCAAGUUUGUGGCAGUCACCAGCUUCCUCUGCCUCCGCUUCUUCUCACCGGCCAUCAUGACCCCCAAGCUCUUCCACCUGCGGGAGACACACGCCGACGCACGCACCAGCCGCACGCUGCUGCUGCUGGCCAAGGCCAUCCAGAUGGUGGGCAACAUGGAGCCAGCGGCCGGGCGGGCCAAGGAGGUCUGGCUGGCCCCGCUGCUGCCUGCCCUGCAGCAAGGCAUUGCCCAGAUGAAGGACUUCAUCACCCGGCUGGUGGAGAUGGAGGAAGAGGAGGAAGGUGAGGGGCGGCCGCUGGACCCCCCCCGCACGGUGGUGAAGGAGGGGCCGCUCUUUGUCCACAAGACGCGGGGCAAGGGGCCACUGCUGCCCACCGCCGCCAAGAAGCUCCACUUCUGCCUCACCGGGGAGGCCCUCAGCUUUGGCAAGAGCCCCGGCGCGGAGCGCAGCGGCACCAUCGCCCUGGCCGACAUCCUGGCGGCUGAGAAGGUGGAGGAGAAGAGCUUCGGGAGCUCCCACGUCAUGCAGGUGGUCUACACGGGUGCAGGUGGGCAACAGGAGACAGCCUACCUCCAGUGCAAGUGCGUCAACGAGCUGAACCAGUGGCUGUCAGCCCUGCGCAAGGUGUGCGUCAACAACCCCCGCGUGCUCCGCGCCUACCACCCCGGCGUCUUCCGUGGGGACAAGUGGAGCUGCUGCCACCAGAAGGAGAGGACAGGGCUGGGGUGCGACCGGACCCGGCAUGGUGUCACCCUGCAUGACUGGAGUGACCCCCUGGACCCUGCGGCUGAGGCGCAGCGACUCUUCCAUCAUCUCCAGGGCCUCCAAGGGACCCUCAGGGAAAAGUACUGGGAGCUGCUGGAGCUGGAGGACGCCCAAAAUGGCCCCCGGGAUGAAGACACCCCACUGCCUGAGGGGCUGCGCCGGCUCUUCGGGGUGCUGGGGGACCUGGAGGGCUGUCACCGCCGGGCGCAGCCCCCCGCGCCCCCCGCACCCACCCUGCUGCAGCUGCAGACAUGAGGGGUCGGGGUCCCCACGCCUCGGGCACCGCCACGGUGGCAAUAAAGGCACUUUGUACCCUG
Falco peregrinus (peregrine falcon) is the source of this 6027-nucleotide messenger RNA. RefSeq names its product ras GTPase-activating protein 4-like. Bases 3779 to 5965 code for a protein of 728 amino acids. The record is from RefSeq and is a predicted model, not a curated record. The transcript has 19 exons. Gene Ontology annotation, biological process: regulation of GTPase activity; intracellular signal transduction. Lineage: Eukaryota; Metazoa; Chordata; Aves; Falconiformes; Falconidae.